This is a messenger RNA of Sus scrofa (pig), 5002 nucleotides long. It is a transcript of the gene CLIC6, whose product is annotated as chloride intracellular channel 6. The record is from RefSeq and is a predicted model, not a curated record. Gene Ontology annotation, molecular function: D2 dopamine receptor binding; D4 dopamine receptor binding; D3 dopamine receptor binding. Lineage: Eukaryota; Metazoa; Chordata; Mammalia; Artiodactyla; Suidae.
CUAAGCCGCAGGGGGAUGGAGUUGGCACCAGGGACUUCUGGUCAAACCCUGGACGGCGGGCCAGGCACUUCGAAGGGAGCAGGAGCUAAGCGGCUCUCCCCAGCCGAGGACCGCACCACCGAGGGCGCAUUUCCAGGGAACCAAGGUCAGAAUUAAGGUCCAGGUGGGAAGCAGACGCGGAACCAGUCAGAAGAACGAGCGGUGGAAAACAGACCCGAGAGCUUAAACCCGGGGGGUAGGGGCGCAGCUUCUUGGGCGGUAGGAUUUUGCCCCGCGGGUCCGGCGCAGGAGCCGGGAGCAGGGGGUCCUCUACGACGGGGCUCAGUGGCCCCUGGCACAGCGCCCUUCGCCCAGCUCCACCUGGCUCCUCAGCAGCGUCAAGGAAGGGUCUCUGGUCAAAGACAGGAAUCUGCGGCCAUGGCCCAGGUUGCGGAGCCAGAGGGGUGCGCCCCGAGUACCCAGAGCCUACCUGAGGACCCGGCACUUGUGGAGGAGAGACCCGGCGAGCCUGGAGCAGCCGGCGGGGAGGCCCAAGGGGAGGAGACAAACCCCGGCGCGGUGGAGGCGCCGAGGGGAGAGGGGGCGGGCGCAGCCGCGACGGCCAAGGUGAUGGAAGAAGAAGGCUCGGGCCCUGGGCGGGACGCAGAGCGCGCGGGCGAGGUGGCGCUGGGCGCGAGCUGCGACCCGAGGGCGGAGGAGCAAGGCGCUAGCGGAGAGCAGGGCGCUAGCGGAGAGCAGGGUGAAGGGGAGGUGGAGGGUGCUCGGGAGGGAGAGGAGCAGGCUAGAGGCACGGAGCAGGUGGAGGAAGCGAGCCCGGCGCUUGGAGUUCAGGGCGAGGCCCUCGCGGAGACUCAGGGGGAGCCUGGGGACCCCACAGCCCCAGAGGCGAAGGAAGAGGCGGAGCGGGGGCUGGAGAAGCAGGAAAGCAGCGCGCCAGGGGCAGCGGGGGCCGCGUGGACGCGGAGGGGCCGGCGGUGGAUAGCAUGGAUGUCGGGGGGCGGGCAGGGGACAGUAUGGAUGUCGGGGGCCCGGCAGGGGACAGCAUGGAUGUCGGGGGACCCACAGGGGACAGUAUGAAUGUCCUGGGGCCUGAUGGAGACAGCGUGGAUGUUGAGGGGCCGGAGGGUGGGGCGCAUGGGGCAGAAGGUGAGCCCCAGGACCCGGGGGAUAGCAGCCCCCAACCCCAGGAGGAGGCAAUUGAGGCCGCAGUGGCGGAGAACGCGGGGUGCAGCCCGGGGGAGCUUGCGGAGGAGCCUCGAGGUGCAGCGGUGGGCGCCGCAGAGGAGGCUGGGGACCGGCAGGGAGCAGAGUCAGAGGAAGCGACCCCUGGGGACUCGAGGGCCGACGCUAGCGAGGACGAGGAGCAGACGGAGGAGGCAAAAGAGGAGAGGCAAGGGCCGAGUCCGGAGGGGCCAGGCGAGGAGCCCACUGCCGGGGGCGAGGAGACGCCUCCGGACCGCAGCGCGGAUGGGGAGGCGGCCCUGCUGACGGGGGCCACGGAGCCUGAGGCUGAGCUGAGCAACCACUUGGAGGAGGAGAGCAGCCCCGAGCGCGGCAGUGAGGUGCCCCCGGUGAACGGCAGCCAGGAGGACGGCGAGGCGUCUGAGGAGGGGGCCCCGGGGCAGGAGCACGACAUCACCCUCUUCGUGAAGGCUGGUUGUGAUGGUGAAAGUAUUGGAAAUUGCCCGUUUUCUCAGCGUCUCUUUAUGAUUCUCUGGCUAAAGGGUGUUAUAUUUAAUGUGACAACGGUGGACUUGAAAAGGAAACCCGCCGACCUGCAGAACCUGGCUCCCGGGACCAACCCGCCUUUCAUGACUUUUGAUGGUGAAGUCAAGACGGAUGUGAAUAAGAUCGAGGAGUUCUUAGAGGAGAAAUUAGCUCCCCCGAGGUACCCUAAGUUGGGGACCCAACACCCCGAGUCUAACUCUGCAGGAAAUGAUGUGUUUGCCAAGUUCUCAGCAUUUAUAAAAAACACCAAGAAGGAUGCAAACGAGAUUUAUGAAAGAAACCUGUUAAAGGCCCUGAAGAAGCUGGAUACUUACUUAAACAGCCCCCUGCCUGAUGAAAUAGAUGCCUACAGCGCCGAGGAAGUUGCUGUUUCUGGAAGAAAGUUCCUGGAUGGAGAUGAGCUCACACUAGCCGACUGUAACCUCUUACCCAAGCUCCACAUUAUUAAGAUCGUGGCCAAGAGAUACAGAGACUUUGAAUUUCCUUCUGAGAUGACUGGCAUCUGGAGGUACUUGAACAACGCGUAUGCCAGGGAUGAGUUCACAAACACAUGCCCAGCCGAUCAGGAGAUUGAACACGCGUAUUCAGAUGUUGCCAAAAGAAUGAAGUGAAGCCGGGGUGUUUAAUUUCUCAGUUGUGCGAGCUAGACUCUGAGAAGAGUGUGCCCUUUGCGUUUCCCUCCCGAUAGCCAUGCUCUGCAAAAGAACGCCCGUAUUUUAACCAUGUGCAUGUCAUGCAACCCUCUGUGAUAUACAGCCUUGUAGUUUGUCAACUCACUUGUGUAGCUGAAUAAUAGCAGCAUCACUUUUUACGCGCACCAUUCGUCCAGCUGAUGUUCGUGUGUGUCUUUGACAUUUUCAGACCUUGCGAUCCAUGAUAUUUAGGGCAUGUGUUUUGCAUUUGAAGUUUCAAAGCCAAUAAGGUUUGGGUUCAGUUCCUCCUUUAUUUUUUAAAAAAUGUGUCUCUGAUAGUUUUCAUCAUCAUGGACAGGCUUUUUCUGCUCUAACACAGUAGUUUAAUUUUUUAUUUCCAGAAUGAAAAUACUGUUUUUCAUAAUUACAAAAUGAUACAUGCUAGUUGUAAGAAUUUAAAACAAUGUCAGAAGGUAUAAAGGAGAAAGAAAAAAAAAUCACCAAAAAUUUCGCUACACUUAGGUUAACUACUGAUAACUUAUUGGUGAACAUCCUCCAAAAUCUUUGGACUCUCUCUGUCUCUGUCUCUGUCUCUCUGUUUCUCUCGCGCGCGCUCUCACACACACACACAAUUUCUCCCUUUCUUCCUCUCUCCCUUUCUUUCUUUCUUCCUCUCUCCUCUCUUUCUUUCUUUCUUUCUUUCUUUCUUUCUUUCUUUCUUUCUUUCUUUCUUUCUUUCUUUCUUUCUUUCUUUCUUUCUUUCUUUCUCUUUCUCUCAUUCUCUCAUUCUUCCUCUCUUUCUUUAUUUCUUUCUGGUCUUUUUAAGGCCACGUUGCAUCAUAUGGAAGUUCUCAGGCUAGGGGUCAAAGAGGAGCCAGCACACCACAGCCACAGCAACACGGGAUCCGAGCCGAGUCUGCAACCUACACCACAGCCACAGCAAUGCCAGAUAGGAGCCGCAUCUGCGACCUAUACCACCGGAUCCUUAACCCCCUGAGCAAAGCCAGGGAUCACACCCACAUCCUCAUGGAUAAUACUUGGGUUUGUCACCUCUGGGCCAUGACAGGAACUCCCACAGUGCACACAAUUUCAUGUCCCUGUGGUGUUGUGACUUUAUGUUAAGGAAAUGGUGAGGGGAUCCCUUGGUAAUGCCUCGAUGGUCAGCCCUAUAGGACCUAAAACAAAGAGAUUCGGCACCACCAAGCUGGAGAGGGUGCUUGUGGCCAAGAUUCACAGGGGUGGAGAAUUUUAGAGACCACAGACCUGCAGGGACCAGUGGGGACCAGCAGCCACGGAGGGACCUCACCUCAUCUUGCUCCUGCUUCCAUGAUGCCACUACCCCUGGUUUCAGGGAGGGCACAGGGGUUGCCUGUCUGUGUCCCUCCUUCUGGCUCCCUUUGGGGGCUUUCUCUCCCUCCCUCCCCUCUCCCAGAGACCAUGCCUCUGGGGCGGGGGGGACUCCUAAUACGAGCUAUAUGUUGGAGAAUUUCCCUGUCCUGUGUUGAAAUGUGAAUCCAGCUCACUUUGAUUCCUCCUGAUGGCCGUUCUGAGGCCCUACACUGCCCCUCUUCUGCCAUGAUGGGCUGUGGAACUAGGGUGUGGGACUAGCCCAGGUCCUGUCGCUUCUCUGCGCUGUCUAGUGUCACGGCGAGGUGAGGCAGGGAAAAUCCAGGGAGAUGAAAUCCACCGUGACUCCUCUUGGGCAGUUCUGGUAAAGAGUCAACCUGGGGAGGAAAUGGAAACUAUUGAGUCAAAAGAGCGUUCUGGUUCAUCUGUGGCUGCUCCUCCACCGUCCUUGGAGCCAGCUCUCAUCAGCAGCUGCGUGUGGGCUGAUGCUGGGCUCCUGCUCAAGGCAUGGAGGGCAGAAUGGCAGGCUGUUUUGAUCCACAUCAAGAGUAUUAUAUACCAGGCCAUGGCCCUUUGACAUUUGCCCACACCUUACGGAAAACCUUCCUGUUGGUUUCAGCUUGUAGUUGAUGUGACAGGCUUGUUAGGAAAAAAAAGUAUACACCUGCUCACUCCAUCAUUCAUUCGAAAGAAAGCAAAAUGCAUUCACAGUAACUGUUCCGGGAUUCAGGGGAAAAAGUCGAGUAAGAGAAACAAAGGCUUCGGCCACCUUCGCUCCCCUCUUACCGGAUGCUGGGGUUUUACCUGGAAGCCGUCACUGACUCCAGCCAUUCCCUUGCUUAUUAGCCACAUGUUUUUAGCUUCAUCGUUAUUCCUGUUUCAUAUCAGUUUAGGAGUCAGAUUUUUGGUUUUGCUUUUUAGGGCUGAUCCCGUGGCAUAUGGAGGCUCCCAGGCUAGGGGUCCAGUCAGAGCUGCAGCCGCCAGCCUACACCACAGUCACAGAAACAUCAGAUCCAAGCCAUGUCUGUGACCUACACUGCAGUUUGUGGCAAUGCCAGAUCCUUAACCCACUGAGCGAGGCCAGGGAUUGAACCUGCAUCCUCAUGGCUCCUAGUCGGAUUUGUUUCCGGGUUUGUUUCCACUGUGCCACAACAGGAACUCCUAGGAGUCAGAUCUUUAAGUUUUAUAAUGUUACACUUCAACUUGGUACAUGAAUGGACUACAGGAUGUUACUAGCCGAACUUUGUAUUUUGUUAAAGUGAUCUGCAUAAACUCUGUGUGCCUUCAAAAUGAAA